AAACCUUGGAGCAGAGGCGAUUGUAGCAAAUUUGGGAACGCCUUUGCCUCUCUCCGGAUAAUCAAUAAUCUUCGAAAUCCCUUCAGAUCGUCUUCACCUCUUUAACAUUCCCUUCAAGCUAUUCGAACUUCUCCACACACACGCACACACAAAGAAAGCGCAUUCGCUGUGGAAGGUUAAGGCUUGAUCGAGAUGUCGAAUCGAUUCAUUAGCCAGAGAAGUAAUGAUUCCAGGAACACCGCAAAACCCCAGAAAAAACACGCCCCGAAGUCGGAUUUUCGAAACCCUACCUCCCACAACACCCUCUCCAACUCCCUCCGGGAAGCCGCCGCCGGCGGUCCCUCGAUGGCGCCGCCGACGAGCAGAGUUAGGAUGGGCGAGGACGGCGAGUGGGUGAGCAAGGCCCCGGUGGGUGGCAAUUUCGUAGUUUACUUGCCGCAGGAUGAUGCGGUGGCGGCUGGGCUUGGGCCCGAGGAGGGUGGAUUGGAUCCUGUGGAGUCGCAGCACGUGGUUGAUUUGCUGAACAGGGAAUUGUCUCGUCUGCUCAAGCUGCGCCCAAGGGAUUUCUGGAGAGAAGUGGCUACCGAUGAAUCCUUGCAUGCCUUCCUCGAAAGUUUCCUGAAAUUCAGAAGCAGGUGGUAUGAUUUUCCACACCGAGGGGCCCGGGGUAUUGUUGCUGGGGUUAUAGUUGGCGAGUUCGAGCUGUGCCGGCGUAUCUUCAUGAUCUUGUAUCGCUUAUCAUCAAACCGUGACCCAGGGGCUAAAGCUGCUGACUCUCUGAGUUCAAAAGAUCAUGAAGAGCUUCUACAGGACAAGAAGUUGCUCGAUUUACUAAAACUGUUAGACAUAUGUGCCAUAUUUGCUCAUGAAAAUGAAGAUCUAACCCGAGUAUUGGUGAUGAACGCGCUAAAGGCUCAGCCUGAUAUCCAGUGUGAAUUUCCUGUUCUAGUUUCUCACUUCUUGAGCAUUGUCCAGACUAUGCAUCAAAGAUGCAGCUCAUCUUUAGAGGUGUUGCUUGGUUCUGGAGCCCAUCAAGACCCAGGUUCCAAUCGCCUUCAUUUGGACUAUCUAGAGGUUAUGGACUUCAUAAAUGAUUCGGUAGUAACGCUCGACUCAUUUGUUAAUGCAUAUAAAUAUGCAGCUCUCGUUUUCUCUUCACCGAUUGAAACAGGUUAUGGGAAUGAGGAGUUGCUUGUUAUGCUUGCGAGGCUUCAUGAUUCACUUCUACCUUCUCUGUAUAACGGGUUCCAUACGCUUUUGGGAGUGUCCAAAGAUAAAAAGAAGGAAAUAUCAGGCGAUUCACUUACAAAUGUUUUUACUAGUCUGAAAAUGCUGUCGACAAGAAUAGCAAAAUUGGGGUGGACACUACUUUAUUAUUGCUUUCUCAGUGACGAUGCUUUUGAGAGCAGUACUUAUUCUCCUCCGGUUUCACUGAAGAUGUUCCCAGCUACCGUGGACGACCCUGUCGUGAGGACCGACAUUUUGAUUCAGACAUUAAGAGACCUCACGAACGAGCAAACACACGUCCUCAUUGACCACACUUGGGGAACAUUCAUCCAACAAAUCGAGAAAAAUUUCAAAAUGGUGAGCAGGAUCGAGUUUUUGCAGGAAUCAGGUUGGCUAUCGAUGGAUGACGAGCAAUUCCAUCUUCUCUCUGCAAUCACGAUGACACAACCACACGCCGCCAUUGCAAAAAACACGGGUCCCGCCACGUCAUCGCCAGCCCCCACCAGCAAAACCCAGAUGACGGAUGAAGACACGGCGAUUACAGAAUCCAAAAUCAUCCAAAUAAAGGAACUCUUUCCCGAAUAUGGCCGAGGCUUCCUAACAGCCUGCCUCGAAGCUUACAACCACGACCCAGAACAAGUCAUCCAGAGGAUUCUCGAAGGAACCCUUCACGAAGAACUCCAAUCCCUCGACACAUCGCUCGAGACAGCACCACCUUCAAAAUCCACCACCCUUCCUUCAAACAACACCCGUGACAAGGGCAAAGGGAAACUAGUCGAGCCAACAUUAGCCAACAGCUCUUCGGCCUCGUUCGGGAGGUUCGUGCGCAAGAACACUGACAAUGACGGCCUAUCCUACUCGGAAACCCUUAACACAAAAGACAAGAAAGAAGUCGAGAAAACGGCGGCACUCGCGUUGCAGCUCGAGUACGAAGACGAGUACGACGACUCGUUCGACGAUCUCGGGCUGAGCGUCGCUGACGCGGGCCCGGACGAGGCGGAAGGAAAAAUGACGAAAAUGCCCCUGGGUGGCGGGGACAAGUGGGGGUCGCGCAAGAAGCCGCAGUACUUUGUGAAGGACGGGAAGAACUACAGCUACAAGGUGGAGGGCUCGGUGGCGGUGGUGGACAGGAAUGAGGCCCGUUUAGUGAACCGGGCCCAAAGGGAACUCGUUCACGGGCUUGGGCAGGGCGGGAAUAUUCCUAUAGGGGCCGUGAAGAAGUUGAUGGACGAGGUGGAAGAAGAAGAUGAAAACGGGCAUGAAGGUGAGGGUGUUGGGAGACCAGAUGGUGAAGGAGAAGAUGAUGACGGUGAGGUUGGUGGAAGGGGUGGUCGAGGUCGAGGUCAGUGGAGGAGAGGGAGCAGAGGCUAUAGGAAGGAUCGAGCGAUUAGCAAACAGCUUACGGGGCUUCCUGCUCAUUACAGAUGA
Molecule: messenger RNA, 2655 nt
Organism: Striga asiatica
Lineage: Eukaryota; Viridiplantae; Streptophyta; Magnoliopsida; Lamiales; Orobanchaceae
Source: the annotation of a GenBank genome assembly